AUGGAACUAAUUUUUGUGAGGGUCUCUUCAAAAGGGAACAGGAUUCCAGUUGAAGGGGAGUGCAGAGGGGUUCAAAGUUUAAAUGAGUCCAGUAAGGAAUUUGGUAAUUUUGCCAAUUUCUUGCCUACUUUACUAGCUUUGACUCAAAUGAUAUUUAGAGGGAAAGAGUUGGUUGGAUUACUCAUUCAAAUUUUACACUACGAAUAUAAUAGAAAACAAGAUUAAUCUGAGAAAAAUAUGAUCAUUUUUUCUAAAUUUAUCUGCUAAUUUUUAUUCGAUUUAUGGAUAGAAAGGAAGUCAAUAAUUUAAUUUAAACAAAUUAAGAGUCGAUGGCAUCAUCAUAGCAGAUGGACAGUAGAUCCGGUUCAUAGGUUUAAAAUGUUUCAAAGGAAUCCUCGAGUGAUUUAAAAAAUACUUAAGGCCACAAAAUAGAAAAACAGAAGGGGAAAAAGUACAUGAAGAUCAGAUUGAACACAAAGCAACAACUAUAUACUAUGGUGCAAAGAUAGGGGAUGAAAAUUAAGGAUGUACAUAAUAAAGAUUAAUGAGAUGAUUAGGCUGCUCAAAGGUUAGGUAUCAAAUACGCAACGGCAAAGACCAUAAUAUUUCACCAGAGAUAGAAGAGGAAGGCGAAAAGGAAAUGUGGGGAGCGAAUGUGUGGAUAUACUGAAAUAGUUGGAAAUAGAGUUUCGCGAUUGAAAAUAAUCUGCAUAAUUGCCAACUAGAUUGUGCAUUCAUAGGAUUACAAUUAAUGA
This is a messenger RNA of Paramecium octaurelia, 755 nucleotides long. NCBI's taxonomy places the organism in Eukaryota, Ciliophora, Oligohymenophorea, Peniculida, Parameciidae. The record is from the annotation of a GenBank genome assembly.